GAGAGAGAGAGAGAGAGAGAGAGGGGCAAGAGUUCUUCCAACGGAGGAAGCGUGACGAACGAUGGAACCUUCGUGAGAGAAAGAGAAAAUUUUAACGUUAGACGAAGAAAGACACUAUUCGCCGAUGUGUUGAACGAGCAAAGAGAAAGACGUUCGAGAGAACGACGGAGAGAGAUGACUGUAGAGAACGAGAGGAAAUGCGUUCAAGCCCGAGAGAGAAAGGCAGAAUUCGAAGAGUCGGCAAGUGACGACGAAGAGGGGGUGGCGAGUAUUGGCGAAGGAAGCAGUGUGGGGCGGAACAUGGCGAGGGAGGGAUGAGGGGAGGAGAAUGGUGCCUUGGCGCGAAGCCGAGGUCUCGAAACUACAGAGUAGUGGCGGCGUUCAUACGAUACGGUUCUACGAUAGUAGUGGGCAAGUGUAAAUCCGAAGAGAGAGAGAGAAAGAGAGGGAAGAGAGAGAGAGAGAGAGAGUGAGAGGGAGGGGUAGGCUGAACGGAGGGGUGAACGCAAGGCUGAGGUGGUUGCGUCUCAUUGUGUUCGCGGCUUCAGUUCUGUCGUUUUCGCAGUACCGGAAUACGUGACAUCAAGUGAUCACUUUUGAGACGCCCACGAUCAAUUGUGAAUAGAGACUCCUUGAGUCAGCUACACGAGAAAUAGACAUCGCAAUCGCAAUAAACAAAGUGCAAAGUGAACCGUGUUUGUUACAAUUUUCAAGAUAAAUUUCAUCGGAAGAUUCGAAAGGCGCAAUUUCCUCUGGGAAUUCGAAUUCUUCUUUCGGGAUCGUGCGACCGUCUCGUCGAACGGGGGUGACCUUGCUUCGAAACGAGGAAUGCAGAUACGACAGCCGCUGGCGUGCCGGUCAACAUGUAAAUCAUGAGCGAUACGCGCGUUCGGUUUUAUUUUGUUUUGUUUGUUCCGGAGCCGAUCGACAUCGUUUGAAUCUCGUUAUUGAAAGCAGUGUCCCCGGCACCAAGGUGGGAGUUAGCAAGUGGUACCGUCCCGCUGUCGUCGUCGUCGUCGUCGACACGUCGUUCAGCCGAGGCUGAUGAUGCCGCACGCGGUGAUCGCGAUUUAUCGAGCGACAUUGAGUUGGAUAUUCGCGUUUAGAGUCAGUGCGGUCAUAUGAUAAAUGUAGAACACGCUGUAUCCCCGGUUUCUUUUUGUUUUCUCCUUCUCUCUUUUUAGUUUGACCCUCUCCCUCACCUAUUCCUACCCGUCGCUACUGGCUCAGCUGUCGGCUAAAUCACGAGGCGUGUUGUUUCGUUCCCGCCGAGACUGAAUCUAUAUAUGUAACUCGCACGAUGCCGUUUCGCGCUAUCAUCGUCGUCGUCGUGCCCAUAUAAUAUCUCGUAUAAUUUUACCGUAUCACGAGAUGCAAUUCAGGAGGUGGCAAAGUGAAACAAUCAAAGACAAAAAGAAAGGGAAAAGAGAAUUGCUUUGCUUACGUGCGCGCGUACGAGUGCAUAGAUACUCAUGUAUUUGCAUAUUUCGUCCGGUUUUAUUCUGCUCGCGUUGUGCGCAAGCUACUGUUUAAUCGUGCAUCACGUGUGUAUUAUAAGUAAACGACGAUUGGAGCGCUUGACUUGACGGCCGAGACGGAGGGAGAGGACAAUAUGAGUGAGAUGACGAGUGCCGUUGAGACGCAGCAACAACAGCAACAGUACGUAGGUGGUAGCUCGAAUGCGGAGCAUCAUUGCAAGGAUUGCGGACUUACCUUCGAGAGCGAAAAGAGCUUGGAGGUGCAUCUACGCUACCAUCAGGAAAAUUUGUUAAAUCAGUGGGCUAAUAAGGCACAGCAAGAAGAGAGCAAUAAUAAUCAUAGCAAGACUGGUAAUCAUAAUAGUCACGUGAGCAUCAACCGGGACAACGUACCGGUGGAUUCGAGUGAACCAUCAUCGAUGUCGCCCUCUCGAGAUCCAACAUCUACACAACAAACACAACAUCAGCAGCAGCAACAAUCACAACAACAACCUCAGCAACAGCCUUUACAUACAAUCGUAUGCUCGACAUACGAUCAUUUUCGAACUCCAAUGUUUAGCGAAAGCGGCUACUUCAUGCAGAACGAUCAGACUUACGUUUUGCCCCAUCACUUUUCACCAUCACAGGAAGACCAGAAUAACGGUGGUCGCGACGCUGGUUUUCGCUAUCAUCCAUAUCAACAUCAGCAAUUGUAUCCCUCAGAUCAUACGACUUCUAACUCUACCAGUCCGCAAAGUCCGCCUUUUCAAUGCGAGAAAUGCGGCGCUAUUUAUGAGGACGCAAAUCAAUUAGGCGAGCACGUGAGGACGAAUCAUUUGGACUCGCCUACCGCGUAUCCACCGGCGCCUCAGUAUCAACAACUGGGCAAUAGUCCUCAGCAGCAGAGCCAGCAAUUACAUUCGUCACCGCCUCUCUCGAAUCAACCGCAACAAACCGGCUACGAUUACAACGGUGGACAGCCGAUCAAGUCCGAGAUGAAGCAGGAACAGCCCGAGGAACAAGCUGAGAUCCUUGAUUUGGAUUCUCACAAGGUGCAAACUCACAGGGGUUUCGAUGAGGUGAUAAGGUUGCAGCAGCAGCAGCACCAGCAGCAAGGACUUCAAAUGCAGAUACAUCAUCAACAGGUGAUGCAGCAGCAGCAAUCGCAGAGAAUAGAAUCGCUUCCGGUGAGUCCUAUGUUGAGUUGGCAAACUGUUCAGACUCAUGAUUAUCCUGGACACCCGUCAAUGGGUUCCAUAAACAAUGUUCCACCUAUCACUGAUCAGGAUCAAUACAUGCGCGGUCAACACAUGCCUGUGGAGCACGGACAUCAGGGUUCGUCGAUAAUCACGAGUACGCAACCGAUGUCGGGUCAUCAGAUGUCACCUGGAUUCGUGCAGCAAGCAUCAAAACCGCCGCCGUUAGCGAAUCAAUCCUGGAAAAGUAAUGAACCGCGCCGUCCAAAGACAUACAAUUGCACUGCGUGCAACAAGUGGUUUACAAGUUCAGGACAUCUAAAGAGGCAUUAUAAUACUACUUUGCACAAGAACGCUGUCAAGAAUGGAAAGGAUCCUGAUCCAGCAAAUCUACCAAUCAACGCUCAUCAUCAUCCCACUAGAGAUAAUAGCACUAGUCAUUCGACGAGUGGCAGAGGCAGCGGCGCUCCCGCCCGAUCUCCACCAGAGUUAUCAUCUUCGCGGAGUCCCCCAAACUUGAUGGCAGGUCCCUCGGGCGAGGCGACGGGGGGCCUGCUUCACACGCCCACCACGCUCUGCAACAAUUCCAGCAGCAGCAACAGCAACAGCAAAUCUACCGGUUCUAGUGCAGCAGCAGCAGCAGCAGCAGCAGCAGCCGCCGCCGCCGCCGCAGCAACUGGUCCCUCUGGGAAAAUCAAUUCCCCGGUGUCAUCGCCGCUGGCGGGGCACCAUCAGCAACAAAUGGGUACUGCGCCUCACCAACUGGGCCUCCAGCAACAGCAGCAACAGCUUCAUCUACCAACGGAUUCGUCGGGCCAGCUGGUGCAUCAUUCCACGACUUCGCCCAUGCCCCCGCCGGCGGCAUCGCACAUGAAUUGCCCUUCGCCAAUGGGUUCAUCAUCCCACCCGGUUCAUCACAUGAACUCGCCGCCCGGCUCGGCCCAUCCGGCAAUGACUUCCCCCACAGCGAUGGGGGGUACUACGAUGCCUCAUCAGCCGUACCCAAACGCCUUGCCCCCCCACGUUACAAUUACUACCAGCAUCCCGGCGGUCCCACUGGAAUCUACCCAAGCACCUACCAUGCAACUAGUUACUAUUGGUAAUGAGCAAAAUGAGCGAUCACAACAUCGCUUGUUGCCCGGUUUUAGAACCAUCCACCCGAACCAUGCAUUCACGGAAUACGGGUUCGUAGUAGAUCAAAAUCAGACCGUUAACGUGGGGGGGCUAACUGUUGAGGAGAUUGGUCCUCAAGAGUCCUUUGAAUCUUCAUCGACUUAUGAUCCAUAUUCGCCAACGCGGUACAAGUCGUUGAAUCUAGAUAUGACGACGACGUUGCAAACGAAUGCAGGCGGUAUGAUACAAGAACAAAAUGUAGAAGUAAUGACGCUCUGCUAUGAAUUAAAUCAAAAAAUUGAUAUAGAGACCAACAACAAUCAUUUAUUGCACUUAGGACAGGAGAAGGAGGAUUUGGACCCAAACAUCGGCUUGCAGCGUAAAAAAGGACGUAAAAGUAAAAACAAUACGAAGCAGUGUCAGAUUACUAGCAGCAGUGCUUAUAUCUCGGAAAACGGCGUCUACCAUUGCCUCAAUUGCGAUAAAACUUUUAACAAAUCUUGCUACUUGACACAACAUAAUAAGAGCUUUCACUCGGGCGAUAAACCGUUUAAAUGCGCCCAGUGCGGCAAACGAUUUUCAAGCGAGGAAAGGCAUAAGAAACAUACGGAAAUGCACGAUGUUGCGAGAAAACAUCAAUGUACAACCUGUCCAAAGCUAUUCGCUCACAAAACUGAUCUUAAGCGGCAUCUUUGCGUCCACACUGGUAGACGACCAUUUAAAUGUGACACUUGCGGCAAAGGAUUCAUUAGACACGACCACAUGAAGAAGCAUCAGGAUACGCAUACUAGAAGAUCGCGAAUAAACAACCAACGGCAGGCUCAGCGAUUCAAAGUGAAUGCCCGAGUCAACGGUCAACGGUCCAAUCUUCAACGAUUCAACAUUCAACGGUUUCCAUUCAACGUCAACAUAAAAUUAUAAAGACAUGUCCAUGUUCGAUGCGACUAUCCGACGCGCGACCUCGAGAUCGUCCUAAGAGAUUCAAAACUCGGCGUGUAUACUAAUCGCUAAAUUAUUAACGAUUAAUUUCGCACUUACUGUAGUUUACGAUAAGCUAGUAUAAUCUCAGUAAAAUAGAUAAGAUUCGAUACAUUGAUUUUUCGGGAAUGGCUUUCCCUCAUAUAUAUAUGUUUCCCGCGAGAACAACACUUUUCUAUCUCACUAAUAGUUCCGAUACAUAGCGAUAUAAAUAGUUCAAUAUCUAUUCGAAAAGCUCAACGUUUUCAAGCUAAAAUAAUUUGACAGAAAGAUUGAAUGGAAGUCAUUAACAUUUCUUAGACGCGCCGUAUAAAAAACGAAUUGAUAUGUAUAACACGUUUAUGAUAGGAAUAUAGUAAAAUCGUUGCGAUAUCCGGAGCCGACCCUGAAAUGACAUGACAUCUUUUUUUAUUAUUCUUGUCGCAUUGUCAAUUGAUUCAGUAGAUUGCGAUCUUAAUUCGAUGAUCUGACGACGAUCUUGAAAGAGUAAAUAUUGUCUUUUUAAACUAGUUAUAAAUGAUCGGGAAAUUAAAAUAUAUUGUUUUCUCGAUGCGAUAUUAAGCAUACAAAUUGUACAAAGUAUCAUAAGAUAUGUGUAUAUAUAUAAAUAUAUAUCAUUAUUAUAUUAUAUUAAUUGAUAAUAGCAUAAACAUAAAGAUUUUUUAAUAUGAAAUUACAAUAGGAAGACCAAUAAGCAUUAAAGCGUUCUUAUUUGGCAUUAUACUUUUAGCACUUGUUUGAUUAUUUUUAUACUUUUUUAUGCUUUUGGUAUUAAAGUUACUAUUAAUAAUUAUGCAUUUACGUUCUUUUUUGUAUUCUAUUAGCAUAAGUUUUUUACGCUUAUUAUAAUUUCCUUUUAAUAUUCGUAUUGUACAUAAUUUCAAUAUCAUUAUGCAUAUGUUUCUCUUUCUGUAAAAUAUGAUAUGUAUAUAUUUAUAUAUAUAUACAUAUACACAUUUUAGAAUGCAUGCAACCAUCCAUGUUAUGGAUAGAAAUAAUAAUUUUUUUAGAUAAUAUUAAUGAUUAUAACUACGUUAUAACCAUCAAUAUUAUAAUACGUAUUUGUUAAAACAUACUAUUCAUAUUAAUACAAACCGUAAAGAAUAAAUUUGAUAUAAAAUCACAAUAUCAGCAAUAAAAGAACCUGCAUUUGAUUGAUAGAAAACUAACAUAAAAUUUACAUAAAAACAUAUGCCGAAGAAGCAGAAAUUUACACCUGCUUUUUAAUAUUUUAAAUUCCGUAAUUAAAUAUAUAAAUGAUAUUCUUAUUGUAAAAUAUUGUAAAUAUUAUAUGAAUUUUCUUUUUUGUUGCGUGCUCGGAAAGAAUUUUGCUAAGGUCUAAAAAUUUUGCUGAAUACAAAUCUGAAAAUAAUUUUGUUGCAUCAAAAUCAUUUUGUUGGAAACUCAAAA
Molecule: messenger RNA, 6154 nt
Organism: Wasmannia auropunctata (little fire ant)
Lineage: Eukaryota; Metazoa; Arthropoda; Insecta; Hymenoptera; Formicidae
Biological process (GO): regulation of transcription by RNA polymerase II
Molecular function (GO): RNA polymerase II cis-regulatory region sequence-specific DNA binding; DNA-binding transcription factor activity
Source: RefSeq, a predicted model, not a curated record